AUGACCGUGAACAAGGCACAGGGGCAAAGUCUCAACAAGGUCCUGGUGGCACUUCCGAACAACGUGUUUUCGCACGGUCAACUAUACGUGGCUUUGUCCAGGUGCACCAGCUCGGCAAAUGUCACAGUGUCAUUGACGCCAGGGAGGGGUAAUUCAACUUUGAACAUUCAUGAAGCGAUCAUGGAAGAUCAACCCGUGGAAAGCAGUGACGAUGAUUCAUGGGGUCUCAAUGAUGAAAUUGAGUCAGAUGAAUGGGAAGCCUAUUCAAAUGAGGAUGAAAUGUUAGAAGACUGA
Messenger RNA from Melampsora larici-populina 98AG31, 294 nucleotides. RefSeq lists its product as uncharacterized. The record is from RefSeq and is a predicted model, not a curated record. Lineage: Eukaryota; Fungi; Basidiomycota; Pucciniomycetes; Pucciniales; Melampsoraceae. Gene Ontology annotation, molecular function: helicase activity; ATP binding. The transcript has 2 exons. The coding region runs from base 1 to 294 and encodes 97 amino acids.